Molecule: messenger RNA, 357 nt
Organism: Suncus etruscus (white-toothed pygmy shrew)
Lineage: Eukaryota; Metazoa; Chordata; Mammalia; Eulipotyphla; Soricidae
Gene: VPREB3
Product: V-set pre-B cell surrogate light chain 3
Exons: 2
Coding region: 1-357 (118 amino acids)
Biological process (GO): immune response; immunoglobulin production
Source: RefSeq, a predicted model, not a curated record
AUGGCCUACUGGUGUUUGAUGCUCUUGACUGGGGCCCUUUUAGCAGAUUCCCAGCUGUCCCUGAACCAGGUCAAAGAACUGCUGGUUUUCCCAGGCCAAGUGGCCCAACUCUCCUGCACGCUCAGUCCCAGCCAUGUCACCAUUGGAGACUAUGGAGUGUCCUGGUAUCAGCAGCGUGUGGGCAGUGCCCCUCGUUACCUCUUCUACUACCGCUCUGCAGAGGACCACCACCGGGCCCCUGGCACCCCUGACCGUUUCUCGGCAGCCAUGGAUGCAGCCCACAAUGCCUGCAUCCUGACCAUCAGCCCUGUGCAGCCAGAGGAUGAUGCAGACUAUUACUGUGCUGUGGGCUUUUAG